Molecule: messenger RNA, 1525 nt
Organism: Aspergillus ochraceoroseus IBT 24754
Lineage: Eukaryota; Fungi; Ascomycota; Eurotiomycetes; Eurotiales; Aspergillaceae
Exons: 2
Coding region: 59-1048 (329 amino acids)
Biological process (GO): protein phosphorylation; intracellular signal transduction
Molecular function (GO): protein serine/threonine kinase activity; ATP binding
Source: RefSeq, a predicted model, not a curated record
GCCCCUAGAUGGCCGGCCAUCUCUCUGAAAAUAUGUCUAAGCCUUUCGCUUUAGCACAAUGUUCUCAUUACUUCGAAUCCUUUUUUUCACAGUAUCCUCCUCUUUUCGAGCACUAUGGUAUCCUUUCAAGGUUAUAUUUGGUUCGAUAUCCAAGGCCUUGCAUGGCCGGACAUGCCGGAGUGAUACUGAAGCGCUGGACAUAUCUUCACCACCCACUUCAAAAAUUGAUGGCACGACUGUAAAUGCAGGUGAUUCAAAUUCUAUGUCCCACGUUGAGAUUAUCGAAGUGCGUCGAUAUUAUCCUCCAGGGGUUUCAGAGAUCAUCGGUCGUGGUGGCGAGUGCUUCAUUGGUGCCAUCAACGAUUCUACCGUUCUGAAAUACCCAUGCAUCCCUGGCAACCAUGAAAGCAUUCAUAUAGAAGCCCAGAUUCUUGAUGUCCUCGGAAGUCACCCCCGAAUCAUCGCUUCAAAAGGCCUGACGGAAUAUGGCCUUAUUCUACAGCGUGCCUCAAACGGUUCGUUGAGCGACUACAUCACAUCAGGAUCCUUUAUACCUUCUCACCGGAGAUUACUUUGGUGCAAACAAGCUGCUGAAGCAGUGAGUUACAUACAUAGCAAACAUGUCAUUCACUGUGACAUAAACCUUCGGAACUUUCUGCUUGACAAGGAUUUUGAUCUACUGCUUGCAGACUUCCAGGGGAUGCUGAAGUCGGUUAAUGGCAAAACACUACUGGACGGGCUCUCUCGGGAGUGUUCAAAGUCAUACAUGCCUCGUUGUCACGGGGACUAUGCAUGUGUGAAGACUGAUCUCUUUGCGCUUGGUUCUGCUAUCUAUUUCAUCAUGACCGGACAUGAAGUUUUUCCAGAGCUUGAUAGCUUGGAUGAUGAUGAAGAGAUAUUAUCUCGCUUCCAAAAUGGACUGUUUCCGAUUGACAAGCAUGCUUGUUACGACAUUACGGAUAAAUGUUGGAGGCAGCAGUACCAGUCGGCUGAUGAUGUUGCUUCUGAUCUAUCUCUAAUUCAAGCAUCCAAGAGGGUUGCUGAAUAGUUGAAAACAGCGAGAGACAAUAUAUUUCAAAAUACGCAGGAUUGCUUCACAGCUGUACCCUUAAUUUCCAUUCAUUCUCCCUUCACCUCAUAAAACGCGAGCCGGAUUUCAUGUAAGACAUGUUAUACCGCCAUGUUCGAACCUCAGCACUUAGGGCAUAUUCCUCCUUUUUUGGUUGAUUGACCCAUAUGCUUAUCCUUGUAUCCACCACAGUGCGACUUGCCACAGGGCGGCUGAGGAUCGUAGGUUAUAAUGAUGUGUUUUGGUUGUGCAGUGCAGUUCACAAAUUUGGUGGUAUAGAUGAAUCGAAUACACAUCUUGAUCUUCGAGAGGGUAUUUCACGAAUGCUUGUCUAAAAGUAGUUAGACUAGGGCGAAAGAUUUGAUGCAAUGGUAAAGAAAUUCUUAGCUUACUUGAUGUACGUAUGUCGUACUAUUUAUUUAUCGGUGAGACUGUUGUGGGAAUACAAAGAAUUAG